AUGUUCCAAACCGUGCUUGCCGGGCUACACUUCGUUUGGCUGUUGUAUCUGUCGACCCCCCCCCCCGACUGCGGGUCCUUUGGCUUGGGCGCCCGGUUGGACUUGUCGUGUACCAAGAAAAUCACGAUUGGGAAGCCUAAGUUGGGCACGUGCGCUGCCAACGAAGAUCUCGACGCAGGCCUGUGCUACCCCAAGUGCAAACCCAGCUACACGGGUGUCGGCCCAGUGUGCUGGGGCCUUCCUCCUCCCUCGUGGGUGCAGUGCGGCAUGGGGGCCGCAAAAUCCUCCGCCCUUUGCAGCAUUGCCAUCAAAGACCAAGUCGUUUCGGCGUUGGUGCUUGCAUUCAACAUUGCCACAAGGUUUACCUCCAGUUCGGCCAAGGUACUCCAAGCCCCGGCGAACGCGGCCCAGGUCUCCCAGGUGUCGAAGGCGUGGAUGAAAGCCGCUCCGCAGUUCAAAACGAGCGAAAUGUGGAUGAAAGCCGAGCCGAAUAUUAAAGUGGGCAAAAAAUUGUACAACGUUUUCAACGGAGCCUACACUGCGACAAUGUCCGUCUAUCAUAUCAAGAAUGCCACAUACGUCACCAACGAAGACUACGUACUGCCAUACGUUGUGGCCGCAUUCAGCGGCCGAAAAGUGAUUGAGGCCCGAGCCAGAGCCACGCUGGACGAACUGCACAGCGUCGGAGUCGCUCACUGUGACGUGCGGGCGGCCAACGUGUUUGUGCUCGGCGUCGUCAAAACAGUCAUCUUGGACGACUUGCAGAACUGCCGCGAGUUGCACGAAGCGCCUCCAAAGGUCGCGUGCCGUCUCAACGACGAGCCUUGCCCCACGGCUCCCGCCUUUGACGAAUACCGGUUUCGGGUGUUUGCGGAGAAGUUACCCUCGAUAUAG
Messenger RNA from Aphanomyces astaci, 894 nucleotides. RefSeq lists its product as hypothetical. Lineage: Eukaryota; Oomycota; Saprolegniomycetes; Saprolegniales; Verrucalvaceae. The transcript is spliced from 3 exons. Bases 1 to 894 code for a protein of 297 amino acids. The record is from RefSeq and is a predicted model, not a curated record.